Tribolium madens (black flour beetle) is the source of this 1491-nucleotide messenger RNA. Its product is annotated as serine/threonine-protein phosphatase 2A activator-like. Gene Ontology annotation, cellular component: nucleus; cytoplasm; protein phosphatase type 2A complex. The transcript has 5 exons. NCBI's taxonomy places the organism in Eukaryota, Metazoa, Arthropoda, Insecta, Coleoptera, Tenebrionidae. Gene Ontology annotation, biological process: mitotic spindle organization. The coding region runs from base 74 to 1423 and encodes 449 amino acids. The record is from RefSeq and is a predicted model, not a curated record. Gene Ontology annotation, molecular function: protein tyrosine phosphatase activator activity; peptidyl-prolyl cis-trans isomerase activity.
ACCAGUCAAAAGUGUCAAAUUAUUUCUAACAUUGGAAGGUUAUGUGUUUGCAUUUAAUAAUAAACAAAUAAAAAUGAACAGAACGGUGAUGUCCGAGUCUUUCGCCGUGAUAGGGCCGACCGGGCCCCGGGGCCGUUCAGUGGCCUCUGUCGCCGCCACAGUGGGUCAAGAUCACGUCUUCGAAGUCCCCACAAAACUAGUCAAAACACCGGCAGAUAUGAAAAUCUGGGAGAAAUCCGAGGCCUAUUUUGAAUUUUUGGGGUUUAUUCUGGCCAUAAAUGAAGCAGUUAAAGGCAAAAGUAAUUCGCGAGGUAGCGAAAAUCUCUCAACGGAAGUCCAGAAAGUAAUUGAGUUGUUAGAUAAACUUGAUACCAAAGUUGAUGAGACGCCUCCAAUCCAACAACCCCAGAGAUUUGGAAAUGUGGCGUUUAGGACUUGGCACCAAAGAAUGCGAGAUGAUACGCUCAUUUUGAUGCAGGAUGUGCUUCCAACUGAAUUGAAUGCUGCCAUCCCUGAAAUCGUUUCAUAUUUGGUGGAAUCCUUUGGGAAUUCAACACGGAUUGAUUAUGGGACGGGGCACGAAAUAUCAUUUAUCAUGUUUCUGUGUUCUUUGUAUAAAAUCGGGUUUUUGAAACCCCAUGAUAAGACGGCAACAGGUUGUGCCAUUUUUACCCGAUAUUUGGAUUUGGCGCGAAAAUUGCAAAAGACCUACCGUAUGGAACCUGCCGGAAGCCACGGCGUUUGGAGCCUCGAUGACUACCAGUUUGUUCCAUUUAUUUGGGGUAGUUCUCAGUUAUUUGCCCAUCCAAUCAUUGAACCAUCUGGUUUUUUGGUCCCCCAAAUUUUGAACCAAUUCGGAGACGACUUUAUGUUUCUCACUUGCAUCCAAUACAUAAAUUCGGUGAAGAGUGGCCCCUUUGCCGAGCACUCGAAUCAGCUUUGGAGCAUAAGCGGGGUUUCAUCUUGGACAAAAAUCAACGGGGGGCUGAUUAAAAUGUACAAAGCAGAAGUUUUGAGUAAAUUUCCGGUAGUGCAACAUAUCGUUUUUGGGUCUUUGUUUACACUCAGACCCAUGGAAAACGCGACUGGGAUGAUGGCGGCUAAAACUAGCAUGGUACCGCCCCCAGUGCCGUUCCCCACUAGGUCAUCGUCUACGCUUGGCUCCAAGGAAAGAGAGUCGAAUGAGUCGAUCAGAAGUGGAAGUAUUAUUAGUCCGUUGGAUCAAAAAGAGAACGACUCGGUCGUUUCCAGUAAAGGGGGGUCAGUGCAAAGUUCUAUUAAAGGGUCACAAAUUACCGAUCAAGGGUCAAUUGGUUCGGCCCCCAGUGUAGAAUUGUCCAAAGUAUCGGCGGAAAGUGGUGUAGCAGCGGAGGAAAAAUCUGUGGGGAGCCACUCCCAAGGAGACAACGAAGGGGCAGAUUAAAUUGUAUUUAUUUCAAAGCUUCUUAAAUUAUAACAUUAAAAUGUCUGAAUAAAGAACAAUAAAUGUCA